Molecule: messenger RNA, 3037 nt
Organism: Coregonus clupeaformis (lake whitefish)
Lineage: Eukaryota; Metazoa; Chordata; Actinopteri; Salmoniformes; Salmonidae
Product: ER degradation-enhancing alpha-mannosidase-like protein 3
Exons: 15
Coding region: 1062-2777 (571 amino acids)
Biological process (GO): endoplasmic reticulum mannose trimming; carbohydrate metabolic process; mannose trimming involved in glycoprotein ERAD pathway
Cellular component (GO): endoplasmic reticulum; membrane
Molecular function (GO): mannosyl-oligosaccharide 1,2-alpha-mannosidase activity; calcium ion binding
Source: RefSeq, a predicted model, not a curated record
CUUCCGCGGCCUUAACCAAUAGAAUCAAGAGGCACUCUCAGUCUCCAGUUUGUCAAGGCUUGUUGAGUAGCUAGCUAGUAAAGUAGCUAGCUAAAGAAGCAUCUAAGAAACUGAGCACAAUCUGAUUUCCGAAAGGAGUUUUCUCGCUGGGGUUUCAUCGACGGUUUGGUUGAAAUAACCCUUUCGGGUCGGGAGACCCGGCGUUGUUCGUGAGACUGGGACUGACACGGAAGAAUAUGGAUAUGUGUGUUGCAAUACGAAAGAAGACACAUCACCACCGACUAUUGUUUGUUAAUUAGUUAGCCAGCUAGCUAACCUGAUGGGGAUCCUCCCUGUCCUUUGGAUUAUAAACCUGAUUAUAGACUGGGAAAUCACACUAGUAGUGAACACGAGGAGCUUCGUGUGUGAUCCAGAGUAUAUGGAUAUAGCUACUAGCAAGCUAGCUAGGUACACAUCUAAUGUACAGAUGUCAAUAGUGGCAAAUGGGUCAACAAUCUCCACCAACUGGUUCACUUGUUAGGCCAGCUACCUAAUUAAUUAUCCUGAGCUGCCAGGGGUAACAUGCCUUGUCAUUGUUUACAUAUCAAGUAACCUGUUAGUUGUUGACAGUCUCGCUAUCCCUUACGAAAAAAGAUUGCAGUAUAACUGCAGUUCGAGUGCAACAUAACUGCAGUAUUCUACAAAUACUGCGUCCAAAAUAAAUAAAAAACAGUUAACUGCAGUAAUUUAGAAGUGUAACUGCAGUUAUUCUGCAGUUACUGCGUCCAAAAUACCACCGUUGACUGCAGUUACUGCAUUUCAAAACUGCAAUCUUUUUUUUGUAUCAUAUGGGUUAAUGUGACAAGUUGUUGUCAAUUAACAAUUUUGACAACUAACUUGACAGCUAAACUCAUCAACUGUAGUGGAGACAGCGAUUUGUCAACUCUGAACUCUUGGUGCUUGUCCAUGAGGCCACCCCAUGCAGGUUCAGAAAGAGGAAAUGCAUUGGAUUAUUUGAUUUUUCGGGGGCGUCAUUGAGAGCACAGGAACACCUACUUGUGUACAGACCUGUCAAAGAUUAAAUGGGAGAAAAACUGUUUUGCUCGCCACAGGGUUCUCCUGGCAUUGCCGUGAUGCUGAGAGCCCUACUCCUCACAAGCCUUCUUAGCUGGGCCAGUGGCCAAGAAGGUCCGACCAUGUUACCUGAAGAAAAGACCAAAAUCAGGGACCAGAUUGUUGAGAUGUUUGAUCAUGCCUAUGGCAGCUAUAUGAAAUAUGCGUACCCAGCGGACGAGCUGAUGCCCCUGAGCUGCAGGGGGAGGGUGCGUGGCCUGGAGCCCAACAGGGGAGACAUCGAUGACUCUCUGGGGAAGUUCUCCCUCACACUGAUCGACACCCUGGAUACCCUAGUGGUGUUGAACAAGCUUGAUGAAUUUGAGGAUGCAGUGAGGAGGACAUUGAAGGAUGUCAGGCUGGACAAUGAUGUGGUGGUGUCUGUGUUUGAGACCAACAUCCGAGUCCUGGGGGGCCUGCUGGGGGCGCAUGUGAUGGCGGACAUGCUCCGUCAGCGGGGGGAGAGAAUGCAGUGGUAUGGAGAUGAGCUGCUCCACAUGGCCAAGGAGCUGGGCCACAGACUGCUGCCUGCCUUCAACACCACCAGUGGCCUUCCCUACCCCAGGGUAAACCUGAGGUAUGGGGUCCUUAACCCCCUGUCACGCACAGGCACUGAGUCGGACACCUGUACAGCCUGUGCAGGGACCAUGAUUCUGGAAUUUGCUGCUCUCAGUCGGCUGUCUGGGGAGGCUGUGUUCGAGGAGCAUGCUAGGAAAGCAUUGGACGUCCUGUGGGAGAAGAGACAGAGGGGAAGUGACCUAGUGGGCACCGUCAUCAAUAUCCACAAUGGAGACUGGGUCCGCAGGGACAGUGGUGUGGGUGCUGGCAUUGACUCCUACUACGAGUACCUGAUGAAGGCCUACAUUCUACUGGGCGACAACGUUUACCUGGAGAGGUUCAACACUCAUUACAGCGCCAUCAUGAAGUACAUCAGCCAGCCUCCGCUGCUACUCAACGUGCACAUGCACAACCCCACAGUGAGCGUCCGCAGCUGGAUGGACUCCCUACUCGCCUUCUUCCCCGGCCUGCAGGUUCUGAGAGGAGACCUGAAACCAGCCAUAGAGACCCAUGAGAUGCUCUACCAAGUCACCAAGCAACACAAGUUUCUCCCUGAGGCUUUCACCACAGAGUUCAGAGUUCACUGGGGUCAACACCCUCUGAGGCCAGAGUUUGCAGAAAGCACCUACUACCUCUACAAGGCCACAGGCGACCCCUACUACCUCAGGGUGGGCCAGUCCAUAGUGGAGAAGCUCAACGCUCAUGCCAGGGUGCCUUGUGGGUUUGCAGCCAUGCAGGAUGUCCGCACAGGGACCCACGAGGACAGGAUGGACUCGUUCUUCCUAGCGGAAAUGUUUAAGUACCUGUACCUUCUGUUCUCUGAGAAGAACCAGCUUCACUUCGACAUCGACGACUACAUCUUCACCACCGAGGCCCACCUGUUGCCUGUCUCCCUGUCCACUUCACAGCCCCCCUGUCGGGGCAACAACACGGAAGCACCCACUGCCGUGGAGGAGGACCUGUUCACCUACUCGUGCCCCAGCACCCAGACCCUGUUCCCCAACAACCCCUCCUUUGCCAAGACCAUCAGGGACAGCUACAAGUACCUGACUGGGGUGGGCCGGGCUUUCCACGCUUCACCUGACAGGUGUGUCUGUGUCCAAAUGGGUGUUCAUGUGUUGUUGUAAAUAGCUGCAUAUUCACUAAGAUUGAUUGUUUCCAUCUUCCUUCUGUUACAUCCUUUGUGUUAACCCCGCUAGGUGACCCUGACCUAGCUACUGUAUCUCUGAGGGGAUUUGAUUAAGCUGGCCCAGUUCACCGGCUGGGUGGAGUUUGCACCGUGUGAUAAGUGAUUGCAUUUGUUUUGAAACCCGGCUGCCUCCCAGGUGUGAGCCGGGUGGCCCGCUCAAAGCUGAUGGCGGCUCAAAACAAAGUGACAUACAGUGGG